AUGAGUGAAAACAGCGCUCAGCAGUCCAAGAAACCUGCAUUUUUCAGAACUCUUCCUGAGAAUAUUGCUACAUCACCAAUUGGUAUUGUGAAAAUAUCAAAUAGUCCUUUUCCUUCUUUGGACCCUACAAGACAAUUUAGAUCGGUUUAUGAGAGAGCUGGUUUUGAUGUCUACAGGCCUAAUAAGACAAGACAAAGUUCUCGUGUAACUUCGCCCGUUAUCAAAGAAAAUGGUUUCAGAUCACAGUCAACAUCUCAGCUGAAUCAACAGACAGGGAUGCCAAAAGUCUUUGAUGAGAAAAGAAAUUUUAGUGAGCACCAUAAUAUCAGUCACAGUAACCAUAACUAUGGUGAUCCAAUCCCAGGAUUCAAUAAGGCACCUUUAACAAUUGAUGCUAACUUGGCUAAUGGCUCUAAAGAUGGUGAAAUCACUACCCACUUAUCAACAGGAUCAACAGCUACAAGCACUUUUGAUAGAGCAGGCCCUAAGCCUCUUCAUAGUUCUACAUCCAGCACAUUUACAGAUACAGAACCUAGAUCAGCUUCAACAGAAACAUUUUCCAAAUUCCGUGAAGGUUCAUCAAGCAACUUUGUUAGUGCACAAUCGUUACCUUAUUCUGCACGCUCUAAAAGAAGUUCAAAAGACUCUACUCAUACUUACAACACAUCACCUUCGUCUUCAAGAAUUGCUAGAGAAUCAAAUGGUUAUCAUUCACCUGCUCAAUCAUUCCCAAGAAUCAGUCCAACUAGAAAAUUGUUUGCUCCUCAAAAUUAUGCUAAUGAACCAGAAGUACAACAGGGCCGUGGUUAUAUGGCUCAUGAAUCCAAUGAUCUUUCAUUUCAAGCUUCAACAGGAGGUGACCGCUCAAUCGAUACUGUAAAGUAUACCCCAGAAGAGAGAUUGGAACCAAGCUUGGAUGUAUCAAUGAACAAUGUUCCCCGUGGUUUCCCAGAUAAGUCAUACGAAAGUGUCAAUCCGCUGUCUAAUUCAACUUCUUUCGAUGUUUCAGAGCCUAUAGAUGUUAUUUCUGAUGAUGGUGUCGAUAAUUCAGAUGACGAAUCUUUCAAAAGUGAAAUUUUAUCCCCAAAGAACCAACAUUUCAAUUUUGAGAAUGGUAAAGACCAGCAGCUUGAUGAUUCAUUAAGCUUUGGCCAAGAUAGUACUCAAAGGGAUAUAUCAUUGCAAUUACCUGUUUCACCACCACAAAGUCAGCAACAAGAACAGCUUAAUACUAUUCCACAACUUACAGUGAGCGAUACUGAAGGUAACUAUGUUCAUCAUGAUGACUUUUUACCACCAAGUGAUUACAAAAAGUCUACAGAUAUGAGACAAAGUGCUGUUUCUAUUGCUGCCAGCUCCAUUUACAGCAAUGAUAAUAGACAAAGCAUCACACCAAUCUCAGAGUUUGAGACUAUAGAAGAGCAUGAAUUUGAAAAUUAUCCAGAUUUACCAAAAUCUUCAGGUCCAGUUUAUGAAGAAAUUGAACAACAAUUGGAAUCCUUAAGUAUGAAAUCUCCACAACCUUCUCAACCACCACAAAUUUUGAUUCAUUCUUUAAAAGAGGUUUCUACAGACGCUUUUGAUGAAGAGCAUGAUGAACCAGAAGAUGUUCAAGAAUUUCAAAAAACAAAUGGGGCUAGAUCCAUUGACAAUGUGUCCAAGAAUAAUGAGUAUACAACUCAAGAUCAAGAUGAAUACGUGUCGAAAUCACCAAAUUUAAUAGAAGAGCACAAACAAGAGCCAGAAGUACCGAAAUAUCCUGCUGGUGAGGAAAACCAAUAUAUUCUAAAAGUGGUGAAUUAUCAGGUCAAUGGCACAGAGAAUGCUUUACAUGUACUCUAUGUGAUUUAA
Messenger RNA from Hansenula anomala, 1851 nucleotides. RefSeq lists its product as uncharacterized. The transcript has 2 exons. The coding region runs from base 1 to 1851 and encodes 616 amino acids. The record is from RefSeq and is a predicted model, not a curated record. NCBI's taxonomy places the organism in Eukaryota, Fungi, Ascomycota, Saccharomycetes, Phaffomycetales, Wickerhamomycetaceae.